Messenger RNA from Mizuhopecten yessoensis (Yesso scallop), 2627 nucleotides. RefSeq names its product formin-2-like. The record is from RefSeq and is a predicted model, not a curated record. The transcript is spliced from 3 exons. Lineage: Eukaryota; Metazoa; Mollusca; Bivalvia; Pectinida; Pectinidae. The coding region runs from base 1 to 1092 and encodes 363 amino acids.
AUGUACUACCACAGACAGGACAUCUUAUUAGUACUACCCCAGACGGGACAUCUUAUUGGUCCCCCACAGGGACUACCACAGACAGGACAUCUUAUUGGCCCCCGACAGGUACUACACCAGACGGGACAUCUUAUUUGUCCCCCACAGGUACUACCACAGACAGGACCUCUUAUUGGUCCCCCACAGGUACUACCACAAACGGGACAUCUUAUUGGUCCCCAACAGGAACUACCACAGACGGGACAUCUUAUUGGCCCCCAACAGGCACUACCACAGGCAGGACAUCUUAUUGGGCCCCAACAGGUACUACCACAGACGGGACAACUUAUUGGUCCCCCACAGGUACUACCACAGACAGGACCUCUUAUUGGUCCCCCACAGGUACUACCACAGACAGGACAUCUUAUUAAUCCCCCACAGGUACUACCACAGGCAGGACAUCUGAUUGGUCCCCAACAGGUACUACCACAGGCGGGACAUCUUAUUGGUCCCCCACAGGGACUACCACAGGCAGGACAUCUUAUUGGGCCCCAACAGGUACUACCACAGACGGGACAACUUAUUGGUCCCCCACAGGUACUACCACAAACGGGACAUCUUAUUGGUCCCCAACAGGUACUUCCACAGACGGGACAUCUGAUUAGUCCUCCGCAGGUACUACCACAGACAGGACAUCUUAUUAGUCCCCCACAGGUACUACCACAGGCAGGACAUCUUAUUGGUCCCCCACAGGUACUACCACAGACAGGACAUCUGAUUAGUCCCCCACUGAUACUACCAGACGGCACAAUAUAUUUACACUCUGUAUGUCAGUCAGUCUGUCAAUUUGUUCCCAGAAUAUCUUGUAUACUCUUUCAACUACAAUUGCCAAAUUAUGCAUCACAUGUUAAACCCGGGUCUUGUGCCUCCCAGUUUUACAAAGUUAUGGCUGUUAGUUCACAGUACAUCUUUUUGUCUGGGGCAUACAUAUAUGAUAAACUCAGUCACCUACCAUUGCAAAACCUGUAUGUAAAUACCUCUUGGAUUGGUGGAGCUUCACUUACUAAGAUAAAGUUUUGUUCCCCACUAUACAGAGUUAUGGCCUGUUUUUGAUGCCUACUUUAGCCCGAAGAUGGGGGACUAAGGAUUGUUCACAUGACUCUGUCUUUUGAUAGGGCUUUGAUCACACUUUGAUCACAAUUUGAUCACACUAUCAUAUGCAUACAAAUACAAGGUAUAACAUGUUUUCAAUGUAUCAUUGAUAAUGUAUAAGCUCUAUACAAUGUGUUGUAUUAUAUCUACAAUGUAUCGGCUCUAUACAAUGUGUUGUAUUAUAUCUACAAUGUAUCAUCUCUAUACAGUGUGUUGUAUUAUAUCUACAAUGUAUAAGCUCUAUACAAUGUGUUGUAUUAUAGCUACAAUGUAUAAGCUCUAUACAAUGUGUUCGUCUAAACAGCGUAUUAUUCAACAGAUCUGUAGAAUGUGGUGAAGAAGUUUAGUGAUGACAGAUUUAUGCAAUGACUGUAUAAAAUAUCUACUACAUCUACAGUACUAUCCCACCCUGGUAUACAGACCAGUACUCAGAAACCCUGUUCAUGUGGAACCGUAUCAAUACAAGUAGACUGGCUAGAACAGGGACAUAUUAUAAUUAUCCACCAUUGAGACUGUUAGCUAGUCUCUGUUACUAGUGCUGGUAGAAUUUUCUGUUUUAUUGUUGUGGAGUCUAAACAAAGAAAUAUUGGAAUUGUUAAUUUUAAUUACAUAUAUACCUAAUAAAGAAUCAAUUAAACCGUUUUCAUCAUUAAGUCAAAUAUAUUGCUACAUAAUCAUUUACAGAUUUUUUUAUUUUUUUUUUAAUUAUUAUGUUGCUGCUGAAUGUUUGGUUUUGUAGGUAUCAAGUUGAAUAUGUUGUGUAGCCAUACAAAAAUAUAAAAAUAUAAAAAUAUAAAAUGCCGCUUUCUUUUAAUUUAUAGAAGAAAAGUGUUUAUGUGACCUACUUAGGCAAUUCACGUAUCCUGCCACAAUGAUGAAGCAGUCAUUGCAUCUGUUGUCUUUCAAACCACGCUUAAUUAACAUAAUAUGCUGAGACAGGAAAACUCCACUUGUAUGUUUAAUUCACACGAGUGGUGAGGUUCAAUGAUCUCCUGAAAACAAAUGUCAGUUUAUCAGUGUGAACAUUAAAACCGACAUCAAACUCCGACGACCAAAUUCACUGUUGGGUGAAACUGGUUCAGGAGUAUGAGGAUCAGAAACUUGUUUAAGGAGUAUGAGAUCAGAAAUUAUUUAAGGAGUAUGAGAUCAGAAACUUAUUUAAGGAGUAUGAGGAUCAGAAACUUGUUUAAGGAGUAUGAGAUCAGAAACUUGUUUAAGGAGUAUGAGAUCAGAAACUUGUUUAAGGAGUAUGAGAUCAGAAACUUAUUUAAGGAGUAUGAGGAUCAGAAAACUUGUUUAAGGGUAUGAGAAUCAGAAACUUGUUUAGGGAGUAUGAGGAUCAGAAUCUUGUUUAAGGUGUAUGAGGAUCAGAAACUUAUUUAAGGAGUAUGAGUAUCAUAAACUUAUUUAAUGAGUAUGAGGAUAAGAAACUUGUUAACUUGUUUGAUGAGUAUGAGGAUCUGAAACUUGUUUAAGGGGUAUGAGGAUCAGAAUCU